Messenger RNA from Paramecium primaurelia, 1593 nucleotides. The record is from the annotation of a GenBank genome assembly. NCBI's taxonomy places the organism in Eukaryota, Ciliophora, Oligohymenophorea, Peniculida, Parameciidae.
AUGAACUCUUUCACUCUCACAUUCAAUUCUCAAGAUCUAGAAUUAAAAUACUAAGAAACUCGAAAAGGCUUCACAUUACCAGUUUUCAAAGGUAUCAGUAUUAUUAGUCUGGUAAUUUGUGUAAUUAGAACAAUUAUUUCCAGUGUUGCAUAAUAAUUUAUUUAUGCCUUAGUAUUUCUUGGUCUUGGAAUAGCAGUAAUUAUUUCACAUUUCAUAAUUAAUAAACUUUAAAAACAAUGGAUCGAUUUUUAUUUGUUUACUAUUAAUCAUAUCUUAAUGAUUUAUUAAAUCACUGUCAAUAAUAGUUAUGAUUAUUAAGAAUCAUUUAUUUUUGGAUAGGUAAUGAUGACCUUACAUAUUAUUAUAAUCUUAAUAUCUGAUUUUAAAUAUGCUGUAAUUUAAAUUAUUAAUAACCUAAUAAUAAAAAUCUUAAUUGCUGAAUUAAGUAAUGGUGAUUUAUCUUUAAUUACAUAUUUAUAUGCUAUUUUAAUAGCGUUUAUGGCCAUAUUUGUAAUUUAAAGAAUUAAUAAAUAAUAUCGAUAGUCGUUCUUAUUUAUUAUCUAGGAUUAUUAAAAAGGUAUAAAUUAAAUAUCUAUUGUUUUUUUGUAGAAAAGUUCAUCCCAUUAUUAUUUGAUAAUCCAUUUGCUAUAUUUACUUUCGAUUAAAAUACUCUAGCAUUCUAGGUUGUAUAAUCUAACUUUACCUAAUUUCCAUAAUUCAACCCUUUAAACAAUAACCAAAAUAAUUUAAAAGCCUUUCUACGCAAUUACAAAAUAAAUAAUACUAUGAAAUUUGAAGAUUUUUUAUUCAAAAGAACUAAAGAAUAUACUAAUGAAAACUCUAUUAAUAAUUAGGAAUUCAUAUUAAAUCAUCAAAAAUUUGCAAAUCAAAAUAUUAUUAUAAAACUUUCUGAAGUUAAAGUUACUGAAUUGACUUUUGUAAUUAUAAUGGAUUAAAAAUCUAAACUCAUUAAAUCUUAAUCAGAAAAAAUUGAAUAACUUUGUGCUUGGAUUUAAAUUUGCUCUAAGAGUUUCUCGAAAUUCUUGAAAUCUUAAAUGGCUUUAACUUACAAAGCCUAACUUGAUUAAAAUAAAUAUGGUAAAAUAUAAAUUAAAUAUAUGCAAAUGAUAAAUAAGUUAUCUCAUUAAACAGAGAAUACACUAUCAUCUUGUUAGAUUUAAAUUAAAUUGAAAUAAAUAUUUUAAUAUUAUGAAUCAUCUUAUAAUAUUAAAAUUAAAUGUGAAUAUCACAUCCAACCUGAUUAUACUAUCAUCACAAAUAAAUAAAUACUCAAUAAAUUACUUUUUGGUUUAAUGAAAAUUUUAGUUAAAAUAAAUGAAAAAUAAGUUGAUUUUAUUUUAUAAGAAUAAUCAGAAUUUUUGGAUAUAUUUAUAUCUUUAAAUUAAUUAAACAUAUUUAAUUUAGAAUUAAUGAAAAAAAAUCAAUAUAGAAAAGCAUUAAAAAUACUUGGUCCUUUCGAUUAGGCAAUAUUUACUUAGGAAAGUAAAAAUUAAUUUUAUUAUAGAUCUAAUUAUACGAAUUUAUAAAAAUAUGGAGAUCUUGAAAGAUUUAAAACCAUUUAACUAUUAAUGA